UGGAAGGAAGGGAGGAAAUGCAACGGGCAGACAGGGUUUCUUAUGCUUGGGAAACUCACCAGCCUCCCCCUGCCACCAGCAGCAGGGGCAAGUGGGUACGGCUGAAUGUUGGGGGCACCAUCUUCCUAACCACGAGGCAGACCCUGUGCCGGGAACAGAAAUCAUUCCUGUGCCGCUUGUGCCAGGGGGAGGAGCUGCAGUCAGACCAGGAUGAGACUGGUGCCUACCUCAUAGACCGGGACCCCACAUAUUUUGGACCUAUCCUGAAUUUUCUCCGUCAUGGCAAGCUGGUACUGGAUAAAGAUAUGGCUGAAGAGGGGGUUCUGGAAGAAGCUGAGUUCUAUAACAUUGGCCCUUUAAUCAGAAUAAUCAAGGACAGACUGGAGGAGAAGGACUACACAGUAACACAGGUUCCACCAAAACAUGUGUACCGGGUGCUGCAGUGCCAGGAAGAAGAGCUCACUCAGAUGGUUUCCACCAUGUCAGAUGGCUGGCGUUUUGAGCAGCUGGUGAAUAUUGGUUCAACCUAUAACUAUGGGAAUGAGGACCAGACAGAGUUCUUGUGCGUGGUCUCCAAAGAGCUGUACAGUUCUCCCAAUGGCCUGAGCUCUGAGCCCAGCCGCAAGGUUAAGGUGAGACUAACUUUUACGUCACCCUCCCUGUUAAUGGCUUAUCUUCAUCACCAUAAGAGCGUCUUCUUUCUCUUUCCUCUAUCAACUUCAGCUGUGAGUUAACCAGGUGGUGAAAUGUCAUAGCCAGUCCCUUUUUCAAGGUCAUGAAGUGCCAUCAUCUGCUACCAAAUGGGACCUUGUAUAUGUGGUAAAUCACUGUAACGAGGUACCUGUGACCUUCUCAUGCCUAUUUGAUAUCCCUUCUCAUUGUGCCCAUAGUGAGUGUGUUGCUGUCCUCAGUCCCACAAGCAUGUGAAUCCUCAGAACGCUUUGCAGCAGGCACCUGUUUACUGACCAAGUCUACCAGCUUUUUUAUGCAGAAGGAGGAAUGUUUCCUCCAAUGAAUUCCAAUAUGUGGAAAUAGGAGGAAGUUCCCUAUUCACCUUAUGGCAGGAGAGAAAGGGGAGAAACUUUCUCGGUAGGCAGUAGACCAUAGCGAGAACCAAGUUCUCUCAGUACCUGACAACCAUCCGCAUUUUUACGUGGGAUAGAUCCUGUGCUCUGGAGAUCAGUGAAUUCCCUCCUGCCCCCAACCACUUCCAAAGAUCUCUAAGCUGUUUAGA
Messenger RNA from Gavialis gangeticus (Gharial), 1234 nucleotides. It is a transcript of the gene KCTD17, whose product is annotated as potassium channel tetramerization domain containing 17. Gene Ontology annotation, cellular component: cytoplasm; Cul3-RING ubiquitin ligase complex. The record is from RefSeq and is a predicted model, not a curated record. The transcript has 6 exons. Gene Ontology annotation, molecular function: cullin family protein binding. NCBI's taxonomy places the organism in Eukaryota, Metazoa, Chordata, Crocodylia, Gavialidae. The coding region runs from base 18 to 734 and encodes 238 amino acids. Gene Ontology annotation, biological process: protein homooligomerization; proteasome-mediated ubiquitin-dependent protein catabolic process.